AUUUGUGGGAAACUCGAAUUUGGGAAAAUGUUUUUCGGUGAAAAACGAAGCGAAGACGAUACAGCAGGUGGUGUUAGAAGGAUGCGUGUCGGAGGAUGGGGUGACGAAAUAUGGUCAGAAAUUUAAAAAGGAUUUUGUUAGUGCGGAUGGCAAAUACUUUUCCCUUCGUGAUGGCAAUUGGUGCCUCGGGGCGAACGAGAAGACGGGGCUUGCAGUGUCCCAAUGUGAUGGAGAAUCAUCAUCGCAAAAAUGGGAAUAUGCUGAUUUCAAAGGGUUGGUAAAUCAGGAAUCUGGACUUUGCUUGGAUGCUGGCGGGGGAAGCAAACCUCAACUGUACACUUGUUACACUGAUGGAAGUAAUUCUAACCAGAUUUGGGAAAUGAGUAAAGCUGGAUUCAUACGGGGAGGGCCUGAUCGGACGUGUCUCGAUUUCGCCCCGGUUUCGGAUGCCCCGUUGAGCGCUGUGCAAUGCAGUCAAGCGAAGAACUUCAGAUGGGUUAUCUAUAAGCCUUUUGAACCUCUGGAAACGAGACUUUACCACGAAGCUGAGGAGAAGUAUCCGGCAGUGCUCGCCAGUGCUGAUGUUGACUGAGAUCUGCAUGAUUUCUUAUAAGCCUCUUUAUUGAAUGAUCGAGCCUAUUUUCUUUGGUCAU
Messenger RNA from Perkinsus marinus ATCC 50983, 653 nucleotides. RefSeq lists its product as hypothetical. The transcript has 7 exons. Lineage: Eukaryota; Perkinsozoa; Perkinsida; Perkinsidae. The annotation marks the transcript as partial. The record is from RefSeq and is a predicted model, not a curated record.